CUUCUGUCUGUCUCCUUUGCCUACUUCCUCUUCUUGCAUCUUCCUCCUUGUGAUCCUUCUUCUCAUUUAGUUUCUUGGCUCGACCACUGCUCACCCUACACCGUCAAACCUCCAUCCGCAAACAAAACACCCUUCAUCAUGGCUAACGACGAGUAUGAUUUUCUCUUCAAAGUGGUGCUGAUCGGAGACUCGGGCGUCGGAAAGUCCAACCUGUUGAGUCGUUUCACUCGCAAUGAGUUCAACUUGGACUCCAAGUCUACCAUCGGUGUCGAGUUCGCCACCCGCUCCAUCCAGGUCGACUCCAAGACGAUCAAGGCGCAGAUCUGGGAUACCGCCGGUCAGGAGCGUUAUCGCGCCAUCACCUCCGCCUACUACCGUGGUGCCGUCGGGGCCCUCCUUGUCUACGACAUCAGCAAGCACCAGACCUACGACAACGUCAACCGGUGGUUGAAGGAACUCCGCGACCAUGCCGACUCCAACAUCGUCAUCAUGCUGGUCGGAAACAAGAGCGAUUUGAGACAUCUGCGCGCCGUGCCCACGGAGGAGGCCAAGCAGUUUGCCAGCGAGAACAACCUCUCUUUCAUCGAGACCUCCGCUCUCGACGCCAGCAACGUGGAGCUGGCCUUCCAAAACAUCCUCACAGAAAUCUACCGUAUCGUUUCCAGCAAGGCUCUCGAGGGCGGGGAACAGAUCAACGUGGGUAACCGUGAAAAGAUAUCGAUCGAGAACACCCAGGAUUCGGAAGCCAAGCCGGGCUGCUGCUAGAGCGUUGGCCAUGUACCCGCGACGAGUUUAUUUUUCUUUUUUGAUGUGAUAAUCGAAUGGUCUUUGAACUUUCAGUUUGUCAUUUGCUUAGCCUCCACGGAGAUGAUACACAAGAGGGGACAUUGUUUUCGGUCAUGGACCGUUGUAUGACGCACCACACUAGCUUCUUUUUCCCUUGUUCUUUUUCUUUCUGACCUUUGUUUUCUAUCCUCUUACGUCUUUUCUACCUUCUUAUUUUUUUCUCUCCCCCAUGACUUGUUUGAAAUUGAUAUUAUCUUGAUUAACGGAUUCAUGUCUGCUGGUCUUCCUGACCUUAUCUGGUUCCGGCUAGUCUACAGGGAUUCGGUUACCGGCGUUGUUGAAGAAGUACAUACAUUACAUACAUUGAUUGGUCU
This is a messenger RNA of Aspergillus campestris IBT 28561, 1160 nucleotides long. RefSeq names its product Rab family GTPase. Gene Ontology annotation, biological process: exocytosis. Gene Ontology annotation, molecular function: GTP binding; GTPase activity. Gene Ontology annotation, cellular component: recycling endosome. The record is from RefSeq and is a predicted model, not a curated record. Bases 139 to 765 code for a protein of 208 amino acids. The transcript is spliced from 7 exons. NCBI's taxonomy places the organism in Eukaryota, Fungi, Ascomycota, Eurotiomycetes, Eurotiales, Aspergillaceae.